This is a messenger RNA of Trichosurus vulpecula (common brushtail), 1069 nucleotides long. RefSeq names its product WD repeat-containing protein 82-like. Gene Ontology annotation, molecular function: chromatin binding; protein binding. NCBI's taxonomy places the organism in Eukaryota, Metazoa, Chordata, Mammalia, Diprotodontia, Phalangeridae. Gene Ontology annotation, cellular component: Set1C/COMPASS complex. The record is from RefSeq and is a predicted model, not a curated record.
CGGCCUCCUCGUCGCCCGGCUCGGCCCCGGCGCCAUGAAGCUGACGGACAUCGUGCUGCGGAGCUUCCGCGUGGCCAAGGUGUUCCGGGAGAACUCGGACAAGAUCAACUGCUUCGACUUCAACCCCAAUGGCGAGACGGUCAUCUUGAGCAGCGACGACGACUCCAUCGUCCUGUACGACUGUCAGGAGGGCAAACCAAAGAGAACACUGUACAGUAAGAAGUAUGGAGUGGACCUAAUCAGAUACACACAUGCAGCAAACACUGUAGUGUAUAGUUCUAACAAAAUAGAUGAUACAAUCCGCUACCUGUCCUUGCAUGAUAACAAAUACUUCCGGUAUUUCCCUGGACACAACAAGAGGGUGGUAGCCUUGUCCAUGUCACCAAUUGAUGACACUUUUAUCUCUGGGUCGCUGGAUAAAACCAUCCGACUCUGGGAUCUUCGGUCUCCUAACUGCCAGGGCCUAAUGCAUCUUCAAGGAAAACCUGUUUGUUCUUUUGACCCAGAAGGGUUAAUUUUUGCUGCUGGCGUCAACUCUGAAAUGGUUAAGCUUUAUGAUCUUCACUCCUUUGAUAAGGGGCCAUUUGCUACCUUCAAAAUGCAGUAUGAUAGGAACUGUGAGUGGACGGGCUUAAAGUUCAGCAAUGAUGGCAAACACCUUAUAUCUACCAAUGGCAGUUUCAUCCGCCUGAUUGAUGCAUUUAAGGGAGCGGUAAUGCACACAUUUGGGGGGUAUAGCAACAGCAAAGCUGUCACAUUGGAAGCCUCCUUCACGCCAGAUUCUCAGUUUAUUAUGAUUGGCUCUGAUGAUGGUAAGAUUCACGUCUGGAAUGGAGAAAGUGGCAUAAAAGUGGCUGUGUUGGAUGGGAAACACACUGGUCCCAUAACCUGUUUGCAAUUCAAUCCCAAGUUCAUGACCUUUGCCAGUGCAUGUUCUGACAUGGCAUUCUGGCUGCCUACCAUUGAUGACUGAUCAUUUGUCAGCAGUGUCUGCACAUUGAAGGGCAGCCAAUAAGAGAAGGAAAGGGACUGAGUAUUGGGAUUAUGUUGUUCUCCUGACCGGAAGCAU